Molecule: messenger RNA, 5469 nt
Organism: Drosophila suzukii
Lineage: Eukaryota; Metazoa; Arthropoda; Insecta; Diptera; Drosophilidae
Source: RefSeq, a predicted model, not a curated record
UACUGACACCUUGCGUGGCUCUUACGUUGCCGACCCUUACGUUUGCUGACAGCGGUCCUACUAUUGCGCACACGUCUUCUAGUGCUCCAAUUGGACUGUUGGAUUUCCAUUCGGAUGGUUGUUUCGCGGACGCCUAAAAACUCGCAGAGCAGAUAAACUCGGAGAAACAAGUCUGUGCGAGUCGGGACAGAAAGCAGUUUUGAAUUAAAAACAAAGUACACCCAUUAGUGCGUGACAUAAACCGUUUGAGGUGACAAAGUGACAACGAAAUUCCGAUUCAGCCGAACUGAAGCAACAGGAAAAGUGCAUUUCGUGAGCGGCAAAGCGACUCAUAUUCCCGUCAUCCCAGCUCAAAAGGAGAAAUGCAACGCUGCAGCCAGUGAUCAAUUACAAAGUUUAUUAACCAUUUUUUAUAAGCCUGUAAAACGGGAAAUAACUGUGUAAGGAAACCCCGCCGAAUUUCAGUGAAAAUAAAAAAAAACAAUUUCCCAUCGCGUGUUGCAAGUUCCAACGCUAGUGGCCGACGCAAAGCUGCCUGCUAUGAAAACGGGCGCACAAUGCUGCUGAAGAAGAAGCGCUAUAUGUACGACGAGCGAGACGGCACUAUUGACUCGCUCGUCGCCGUCGAGCCAAGCAGCAACAACAACAAAAUGGCCGAUACACGCGAAGUGCGCAUUGAAGAGCAAUUAAAAGUGAAAAUUGGCGAGGCAAAGAAUCUGAGCAGUCGCAAUGCGGCCAACACAAGCUGCAGCACACAGGGCACCCGCGAUGUCUACUGCACAAUUGCAUUGGACCAGGAGGAGAUUUGCCGCACACCCACCAUCGAACGCACACUAACGCCAUUCUUCGGCGAGGAGCACCAGUUCAAGAUCCCGCGUCGCUUCCGCUAUCUGUCCAUCUACCUGUGGGAUCGGGACAUGAAGCAGGAUAAGCCCAUUGGCAAGAUAGCAAUUAAGCGGGAGGAGCUGCACAUGUACAAUCACAAGGAUCAUUGGUUCUCGCUGCGGCCAGUGGACCAGGACUCAGAGGUUCAGGGCAUGGCCAAUGUGGAGGUGACGUUUGCGGAAGCCCCACAUACGCAGUCUCUGUCGGAGAGCAUCGAUCUGGGCCAGCACACAAUGGCGCACCACCAGCACCUGUCACACCACCAGCAACACAGCCACCAACAGCGGGCGCAUCUGAACGAUUACAAGGAGAACAGCGAACUGAGCAACAUCCAGCGGGCGGCGGCUUCAUCUUCGGCGGCCAUGACCCUGAAGACUCGAGCCGCCGGUCUAUUUGGUCACGUCCAUCAUCCUCCAUCGCAGACACAGCACUUCCCCACGAUCAAUACCACAUCCACAUCGUCAGAUCAGCUGGCCAAUUGGAAAUCACAUGGGCGAUUCGUUGGCGUGACCAUCAAGGUACCCGCCUGUGUGGACCUGGCCAAGAAGCAGGGCACCUGCGAUCCCUUUGUGAUCUGCACAGCCAACUACAGCAACAAACAGCAGGUGACGCGACGAACCAAACAGCGCAAAAAGACCGUGGAUCCGGAGUUCGACGAGGCCAUGUACUUUGAUCUUCACAUCGAUGCGGAAGCGGGCAGCACAAACACCACUACGAGCAACAAAAGUACCGGUUCCCUGGAAUCGUCCGCCAACAAGGGAUAUGCUAUAUACCCGCUGGGCGGAGCGGAUCUGGUGGAGAUUGUGGUGAGCAUUUGGCACGACGCGCAUGGAGCGAUGUCCGAUAAAGUGUUCCUCGGCGAAGUGCGGCUGCCGAUGCUGAAUAAGCAGGAGCAGCAGGCGGUUUCUCCAUCGGCCUGGUAUUAUCUGCAACCGCGCUCCAUGACGCACAGUUGCCGCUCGCUAAACGCCACACCCCGCUCAUGUGCCACGCCCCCGGGAACGAGAUUAAGCGUGGACUCGACCAUCGGAUCGCUGCGCUUGAAUCUGAACUACACCGCCGAUCAUGUCUUCCCGCUGGCCACCUACGAUGAUCUGAUGAACCUACUCCUGGAGUCGGUGGAUCAGCGACCAAUCACCGUGUCGGCUGUGUCGAUCCUGGGCGAGCUGGUCUCUGGCAAGACGGAGGUGGCCCAGCCGCUGGUGCGACUCUUUACGCACACGGAGCGCAUUGCGCCGAUCAUCAAGGCGCUGGCGGACCACGAGAUCUCCAACCUGACGGAUCCCACCACCAUCUUUCGGGGCAACACAUUGGUCUCCAAAAUGAUGGACGAGGCGAUGCGACUGUCUGGGCUGCAUUACCUUCAUCAGACCUUGCGUCCCGUCUUGUCGCAGAUCGUUGCCGAGAAGAAACCAUGUGAGAUUGAUCCCAGCAAGAUUAGGGAUCGCUCGGCGGUGGACACGAAUCUGCAUAACCUGCAGGACUAUGUGGAGCGGGUUUUCGAGGCGAUCACCAAGAGUGCCGAUCGCUGUCCCAAGGUCCUGUGCCAGAUCUUUCACGAUCUGCGCGAGUGUGCGGGCAAGCAUUUCCCCAGCAAUCGAGAGGUGCGCUACUCUGUGGUGUCCGGCUUCAUUUUCCUGCGCUUCUUCGCUCCGGCCAUCCUGGGGCCAAAGCUCUUCGAUCUGACCACCGAGCGACUGGAUGCCCAGACGAGCCGCACGCUGACCCUGAUCUCCAAGACGAUCCAAUCGCUGGGUAACCUGGUCAGCUCCCGGUCGUCGCAGCAGACAUGCAAGGAGGAGUUCACCGUCGAGCUGUACAAGAAGUUCUGCACGGAGCAGCAUGUGGAUGCGGUUAAGCACUUCCUGGAGGUGAUCUCGACGCCCAGCCAGGCGGGCAGCGGCGUUCAUCCGGCGGCGGCGGCAGCGCCACUGGAACCAGUAUUACUUAAAGAGGGCGAGGGCAUGAUGACCAAGUACCCCACAUCCCGGAAGCGCUUCGGCCGGCAGUUCAAGCAGCGCUACUUCCGCCUCACCACCCACUCGCUCAGCUACGCCAAGUCGAAGGGCAAACAACCCAUCUGUGAUAUACCGCUCCAGGAGAUCGCCAGCGUGGAGCAGCUGAAGGACAAGAGCUUCAAGAUGCAGAACUGCUUUAAGAUUGUGCACAACGAUCGCUCGCUGAUUGUGCAGACCACGAACUGCGUGGAGGAGCGCGAGUGGUUCGACCUGCUGCACAAGGUCUGUCUGAUGAACUCCAUCCGGAUGCAGUACUUCCAUCCCUCGGCCUUUGUCAGUGGCACCUACAGCUGCUGCGGUCGCUCGGAUGAGAACUCCCCUGGCUGCAAGAAUGUGUCGGAAAAGGAGAUGGACUACUUUCAGAUGGAUUUGGUAACGGCCCUGGACCCACCGCUCGAUCUGCAGCGCAUCCACACGCUGAUCAUGUCCAACAUGAGUGUGCUGGAGUCGCUGCUCGAUCCGCUCAACUACCAUCAGCAUCUGCCGCAGACGCAACACCAGCAGCACAAUCCUCUGGUGCCGCUGGCCACCGAUCUGCAGAAGCAUUCACCGCAGGCCUUUGCGGAGUUCAAGCGAACGAUCGAGAAACUGAGAGAGAAGGCGUACGCCAUCGAUCGGGAUCAUCGGGACUACAAGCAGGGCAUUACGCGGCAGCUGAAGUAUGGCAGCAGACAGGCUCCGAUUGGCGAUGACAACUAUUGGCACAUGAUGCGAGCCGCCGGCCAGUUGAACCAGCAACAUCAUCAGCAGCAGCAACACCAACAGCAGCAGCAACAGCAGCUGCAACUUCAGCAGUUCCAGCCGCAGCCAGUGCUGCCGCAAAUGCAGAAUGUUCGGGCGUAUCCUUAUCAGCCAGCCACGAGCAAUAUGAACGCCUACUAUCUGCACAACUUGCAGCAUCAGCAGCAGAGAUUACACUUGCAGCAGCAGCAGCAACAGCAACAUCAGCCGCUGCAGCAGCAACAGUCGCAGUUUCAGCCCCUCCGAAGCCACCAGUUGCAACGCCACAAUAACAACUUAAACAACAAUAACUGCGGCAAUGCCUCAUCCUCCAGCCCAUCGUCGACGACCUCGAGUGUGGUGGCUGCACCGCCCAGCACCACCUCGUCAUCGCAGCCAGCGCCGCCGAUUUAUUAGCGUUCAAGGCUGUGCGUAUUCGCUUUGCCGCGGGCCAUCAUCACAACCAGGUGAAGGAAUACGCAUCAUCAUGGCAGCCUGGAGACACCAAGGAGAAGCCCCCAAACCAGAGGAUGCUGCUGUAUAAAGCGUUUUAUGUGCUAAUUUCUAGGCUCUGUUUUUUUGUAUAAUUUUUUUUACGAGUUUAACGUUGUAAAGGUCUAGACUAAGUUUUUUAAUUAACAGAUUUUUAUACACCAGAUUUUUUCGGUACCGCCAGCAACAACAACAACAAUAUAAAUAGAAACAAGAAAGCGAAAUCUAAAUACUUAUAAGCCUAUUUAUUUUUUGUAUGUGCUAACAUUAUUUAUACACGCAAACGAAACACCCAAUAUGAAAGAGCAUUUCUACUUUUGUGUGAGCGCAAAGAGGGCAGAGAACCACUGAAAACUGAUAACUUUAUAAGCCUAAACUACUAAAAACUCAAAAAUUGCUAAGAUUUUUUAAAGCCUAGCCUAAGUUAAGUACCAGCGCAAUGAGUAGCGAAAUGAAACGAUGUAAAUAGCAGAUGCACGAGUAUAUAUUUCUCUGUAUGUACAAGUGUAAUAUUAACUACAUUAUACCAGUUAUUUUAGGUGUAGCGAAAAUUUCUAAAAACUAACUAAAGUAGGCGUGUUGCCCAGAGGCGACGCAAACAAAAAGCAAAUAAUUCUAACAAAAUGUGAACGCUAUAUACAACAAACAAAAAAACUGCGAAAAGCAAAAAAAACAUACAUCUACAAUGUAUAUUUACUUUAUAUAACUGUCAUACAGCUAAUGUUAAACACACGAUAAGUAUUCGGCAAGUUGCAGAGUACGAACAAAAAUCAUUGUUAAGAACAAAUUUACUUCCAUUUUGCAUACACACACACACACACCUACAUACAUUAAACACACGCACACCAAUAUUUAUUAAAUGCAUUUAAUUUCAUGUUAAACUUAAACAAAAAACAAGUAAAUUGUUAACGCAAACGCGAUUUGGUUAGCUUCGACUUACUUCCACCGAUUUGUUUCCAAAGCUCUUCCAAUAUUAAUUACACGUCUAGAACUUACUUUAAAUAAUUUUAUUUUUGCCAUAUUUAGUUCAUUGUUCAUCAAUCGCAUUAAAAUGUGUCUUCCUCCGCCGCGUUUAUUCAUAUUGUCUUUGUUUAUGCAUUCCAAUUAUUUGUGCAUUUCUUAAUUCUAAUAUCUGCAUGAUGUACAUAGAGAUACGAAACGGAGAAACACGACCAGAUGUUGCUAUGAAUUUAAUUUGUUUGCAGUAACAUUUACACUUUCAGUUGCAUUUUAAGAACGUAUUUUUAGUUUACUUUUACCAUGCCUAGCUGAUAAGUUGUUGGUACAAAGAAUCGAAAAUAUACACAUCUAGAUAUAUUUUCUAGCGAAAAAUAAAGCGUAUCGCCAAUGGAAA